This is a messenger RNA of Aspergillus alliaceus, 1818 nucleotides long. Its product is annotated as pyridoxal phosphate-dependent decarboxylase family protein. Gene Ontology annotation, molecular function: pyridoxal phosphate binding; carboxy-lyase activity. Bases 111 to 1568 code for a protein of 485 amino acids. The record is from RefSeq and is a predicted model, not a curated record. Gene Ontology annotation, biological process: carboxylic acid metabolic process. The transcript has a single exon. Lineage: Eukaryota; Fungi; Ascomycota; Eurotiomycetes; Eurotiales; Aspergillaceae.
CACAAAUCGCCCGCCUCUUUUCGUUUUUUAACCUUGAUCUGAAUUUAUAGAUAUAUUCUUCCCUUCUUUCCUGGAAAAGCACCCCGCCUGCAUUGACAAUACCUUGCACGAUGUCUCUUGAGACCCCAGCGGAGCAUUCAAGCAGCCUUGACAAGAAACAAGUUAUUUCUAACAUUUUCCGAGAACUGGCCAAAGUCGCUGGACACCCUAUCUUUUCUUCAGACAAUACAAAAGUCGCAAAUCACCCGACUGAAGAAUGGCUCUCCCAAAUCCAGAAAAAUAUCCCACCCAACAACGGUAGACGAGUAGAAGAUGUUCUCCGCGACGCCGAAGAGGUCUUCUCAUAUCGUAUACCCGCAGACCACCCUCAAUUCUUCGCUUUUAUUCCAUCGCCAGUAUCGCCUAUGUCUUGGCUAGGGGAUUCCCUUACCUCCGCUUUCAACGUAUAUGCGGGAAGCUCAGUGGCAGGAAGUGGAGUCUGCGCUGUUGAAGAAUCCAUGGUCGCCUGGAUUGCAGAACAGUUUGGGCUACCUCCAUCUGCAGGUGGUCAGUUCGUGUCCGGUGCUUCUACGGCUUGUUUGACCGCAUUCGCCGUCGCGAGAGACCAGCGCUUGGAUGGUGCAUUACGGCAGAAAGGCAUCGCCUAUAUAUCUGAAGAUACACAUUUCUGUAUCACCAAAGCGCUUCGUGUCAUAGGGCUACUGGACUCUCAGAUCCGGACUAUUCGUUGCGAUCCAACGUUUCAGAUGGAUACAAACAAUCUUCGCCUUGCAAUAUCUGAAGAUAUUGCCAACGGCCUCAAACCAUUCCUCGUUGUGGCUACCUGUGGGACAACCGGUACCGGCGCCAUUGACCCUCUAAAUGAAAUCGUGGACAUAGCGAGCGAGCAUGGAUUAUGGCUGCAUGUCGACGCUGCCUACGGCGGAUCUGUCGCAUUUUCAAGCAAACAUCGAUCGCUGAUAGACGGGAUUGGCCGUGCGGAUAGUAUCGCCUGGGACCCUCACAAGUGGCUCUUCCAGACAUAUGGCUGCGGUACUAUCUUAUUCCGCGACAAAUCUCAGGCGUUGAAGAGCUUCGUAUCAUCAGCUCAUUUUUGCCGCGAUAUCGAAGAUGAGAAAGAACCAAACAAUCCCUGGAAUUAUGGGAUCGAGCUGACAAGGCCUGCUCGGCAUAUGAGGCUUUGGUUUUCUCUUCAGGUCCUCGGCAUGGACAAGAUUGGAGCGAUGAUCAACCGAGGAUUCGAAUUAGCGGGCCUGGCUGAAAGAGAGCUGAGAAAGCUGCCUGGCUGGGUUUUUCUGGCGCCCACUUCCUUAGCCAUCCUCAACUUCCGAUUCGCGCCUGACGGCGUGAGUGAGGUGGAUCUUAAUUCGAUCAAUAGUCGCGUUUCGAAACUCCUGAUUGCAGAGAAUGUGGCGUACAUACUCACCACCUGUAUCGGCGGCGUGGUAGGCCUCCGGAUGUGUACCAUCAAUCCACGAACCACGGACGAUGACAUACGUCGUGUGGCGAGAGCACUUGAUCACAGCGCACAAGCUAGCUAUAGGGAGCUUUAUGAGACGCGGAACUAAGUGGAGACGUGUUUGACGCUGAUAACAUUAUGACUGUCUCACUUCAUUGAUUGGCGAUAUCCCCUGCUAGUCCAUUUCAGCGUUGCAUUUCGGUCAAUGAGGGUGGGGGUGAACAUGCAUUAGGGCGGAGUCAGCGGUGGAAGUCCAGCCACCUUGACGAAAUCUGCCUCAUAAAUAGGAAGGGACCAAGGUCUUACGAUUUACCGCUAGUAGAAGAUUCAAAAAUGUACUGAGAUUUCGAAAGUGUGCC